Vitrella brassicaformis is the source of this 1336-nucleotide messenger RNA. The record is from the annotation of a GenBank genome assembly. NCBI's taxonomy places the organism in Eukaryota, Vitrellaceae.
CGAUCAGCUCAGCACGCACACGAGCCGGUGGACCAGCUGGAGGCCUUCUGGUUGCUCGAUACCUGACGCACAUCAUACAUAAGAGGUCUUCAUUGAUUGACUCCCAUGCCAUGUGGAAGCGUGUGAGUGCAGUGCAGUGCCUGACCUGAAAGCCGCCAGCGUCAGAGUCCUGGGACUUCUUGGGCAACUUGCGCGCUGCAAUGCACAGAGGGACAAAGAAACGCAGUGAGCGAGGAAGGCUCCACAGAGCAGACUGUCUGUGUUGUGUUGAGUGUUCAUCGCAUCGAGCGACCGACCCCACGGACAGACCUAUUUCGUCAAAAAGCUCCCUCACGCCCUCGCCUGUCUUGGCUGACGUCUCCUGAGAGAGAUGAAGGAAACAACACAACACAACACCAGAUGCGUCCAUCCAUCCAUCCAUCCGUCCCUCCCUGACUCAUCAGCUGACCUUGAACAGCAGGGCGUUGUCUUCUGCAUACCCCUCGGCCAGCUCGGUGCUCACACACCUGCUGGCCUCCAAAUCUAUCUUGUUGCCUGUCAACGCUGGUGGAUUGACACAGACAUUCCGUGCAGUGAAUUCCCUGCCUGUCUGUCUGUCUGUCUGGGAGUGUAGGAUACGAUUGGCAUGCCAAUCAACGUCAUACAUACCGAUGACGACAUCUGAUGGGAGCACGGCUUUGAGUUCGUUGAUCCAUGACUUUGCGCCGUCGAACGACUCCUUGUUGGUGAUGUCAUACACCACCACCGCCGCCGCCGCCCCGCGGUAGUACAUGGGCGCCAAACUGCGGUACCUCUCCUGACUGCACCAACCAACAAACCAUCAACACAAUUAACAAAACAACGCAUGCAGGGCGGGAGUGCAACACGCGCUGGCGGCAUUUCUGCGGCCUCUGCCUGCCUGCCUGCCGCCCGCUGGCCUUGCGUACCCUACCCUGCAGUGUCCCAUAUCUCGAACUUGACUAUCUCGUCACCCAACGUCACUGACUGAGUCAUGAAGGCAGCUGCACACAGAGAAAGCAAAUCAUGGAGAACGCACAGCAUACAUAGUGUGUAUGCAUCUCUCCUCCUUUGCCUCUGUAUACUCAUCUCACCUCCGAUGGUCGGUUCUUGAUACUCAUAGAAUUCGUCCUUGGCGAACCGCACCACCAAGCAACUCUUGCCCACUGACGCAUCUCCCAGCAGCACCAGCUUGUAGUGCACCGUCUUGGGCAGCGGCGACGACGCAUCCAUGCCCUCACUGCACAGCUACAACCAGCGCGACGCAGCCCACUUCUCCGCUCUGCUCAAAAACUUAACAACUCCGAUGGCGGCAGCUUGAAGCCGACCGUGUGGUCCU